Penicillium cosmopolitanum is the source of this 1206-nucleotide messenger RNA. RefSeq names its product S-adenosylmethionine synthetase. Gene Ontology annotation, biological process: S-adenosylmethionine biosynthetic process. Gene Ontology annotation, cellular component: cytosol. The transcript has 4 exons. Lineage: Eukaryota; Fungi; Ascomycota; Eurotiomycetes; Eurotiales; Aspergillaceae. The record is from RefSeq and is a predicted model, not a curated record. Gene Ontology annotation, molecular function: methionine adenosyltransferase activity; ATP binding. Bases 1 to 1206 code for a protein of 401 amino acids.
AUGGGUUCUCUUGCCAACGGCUCCCAGCCUACUUUCCUCUUCACCUCCGAGUCCGUCGGGUUCCCCCUCCCCUCCCCUCAGGUUCUUCCGGUCAUACUGCAGUUUGCCCCUGAGUCUUGCGACCAGGUCUCCGAUGCUAUCCUCGAUGCCUGCCUGGCGGAGGACCCCCUCUCCAAGGUUGCUUGCGAGACCGCCACCAAGACUGGUAUGAUUAUGGUCUUCGGUGAGAUCACCACCAAGGCCAACCUGGACUACCAGAAGAUCAUCCGUGGCGCUAUCAAGGACAUCGGCUACGAUGCCUCCGAGAAGGGCUUCGACUACAAGACUUGCAACGUCUUGGUUGCCAUUGAGCAACAGUCCCCCGAUAUCGCUCAGGGUCUUCACUACGAAGAGGCUCUUGAGAAGCUCGGUGCCGGUGACCAGGGUAUCAUGUUCGGUUAUGCCACCGACGAGUCCCCUGAGCUCCUCCCCCUCACCAUCCUGUACUCCCACAAGCUCAACGCCGCCAUGAAGGCUGCCCGUAACGACGGCUCCAUCCCCUGGUUGCUGCCCGACACCAAGACCCAGGUCACCAUUGAGUACGCCCACGAUAAUGGUGCCGUCAAGCCCCUGCGCGUCGACACCGUCGUCAUCUCCGCCCAGCACUCUGAUGAUGUCUCCACCGAGGAGCUCCGUGCUGUCCUCAAGGAGAAGAUCGUCAAGAAGGUCAUCCCCGCCAACCUGCUCGAUGACCGCACUGUCUACCACAUGCAGCCCUCCGGCCGCUUCGUCAUCGGUGGUCCCCAGGGUGACGCCGGUCUGACUGGCCGUAAGAUCAUUGUCGACACCUACGGUGGUUGGGGUGCCCACGGUGGUGGUGCUUUCUCCGGAAAGGACUACUCCAAGGUCGACCGUUCUGCUGCCUACGUCGCUCGCUGGAUCGCCAAGUCCCUCGUCAACGCCGGUCUCGCCCGCCGUGCCCUUGUCCAGCUCUCCUACGCCAUUGGUGUCGCUGAGCCCCUUUCCCUGUUCGUCGAGACCUACGGUACCUCCAAGAAGACCUCCGAGGAGCUGGUCCAGAUCAUCCGCAACAACUUCGACCUGCGCCCUGGUGUCAUUGUCAAGGACCUGGACCUGGCCAAGCCCAUCUACUCCCAGACCGCCAAGAACGGUCACUUCACCAACCAGAGCUUCACCUGGGAGCAGCCUAAGGCCCUCAAGUUCUAA